AUGUCUGAUUAUACAUGUAUUCCAGGGAAUUUUCCUUUUUUUGGAUCAGAUGACUCUGAAGGUUUACCAAAAGUAAAAUGCAUUCUUCGAAGAAAUUUGGCUGAGAAAAUAUUGACUGACCUUGCAAGGAUGGGCAAAGUUCUGAUAUCAGCACCACUGUUUUCAGGAAAGACAGCAUUAACUCAGUUAGUAGCAAUGGAAGUUAUUCGAAAUGGCCACAUAGCUUUGGAUGCCAUUGACAAUGCUAUAUUAACUUCUCUCUUAAAGAUUGGAAUGUUCAAUGAGAAUGGGUCAUCUCUAUCUUUCAGUUGCCCAGUUGUGGAACAAUUCUAUCGCAAAGAGUAUAUCAGGACUUUUAUUUAUCCCAAUUCAGCACCAUUAUUAUCACCUGAAAUCAAUCAGCAGGGGAUAUCACAAUUUGUGUUCAAUGUACUAAAAAAACUUGAUGGAAGUUUAUUGAGAUCAACUUAUUCUAAGAGUGUGGAUGGGACUUAUAUAGAGAGAAUAUAUCAGAAUGAAUUCUAUUAUGGAGCAUGGAUGGUUAUGCCAGCAAGGUUAAGUUGUGAUGUUGGUACCUACUUUGGUGUGAAAGGGGCAGUUGACUUUUACCUGAAUGGCCAGUUUCAAUGGGCUUUUGAACUCCUUAGUAUUAGGGAUGGAAAGAGACUUAGAGAACAUUCUGAAAGAUUUCAGCCUAACAAAAGAUAUGGUCAAUUAAAGAUGAAGAAUUGGGCAGUGAUUGAUUUUUGUGUGGAGGGGACAAGUGCUGCUUGGAGCAAUUUUCCACACGAUAGCCAUCAUUAUUGUUUGGUUGUUGGGAAAAAUUCUGAUCAAGCUACUUUGCACCAUAACCAUACAAUCACUACUUUUGAUUUAAUACAAUCAAGAUGGUAG
Paraglomus brasilianum is the source of this 894-nucleotide messenger RNA. The record is from the annotation of a GenBank genome assembly. Lineage: Eukaryota; Fungi; Glomeromycota; Glomeromycetes; Paraglomerales; Paraglomeraceae.